UUUCCAUUGAUCAAUUUUUUCAUCACCUUUUCUCAGCUCAGCUUAUUUACUUCCCUUAUUUGCUUUCUUUUAACACCCUUUUCUUGUUUUCUUUCUUGAUCACUUUCAUCAUUUUACUCAAAUUCCAUCAUAGCAAUGGCCACUGUCCAGGUUAAACCUGAGCAGGUUGCUUCAGCUCAGACAGCACUGCCACAGGAGAAGAAAGUGGAGGAACCAGCAAAAACUUCGCCACCCCAAGUAGAAGAAGAGAAGGCAGCAGAAUUCGCCGAGCCAGAGCAGCCUAAGGUUGACUCUGCUGAAGAGAAACAACCAGCACCACCAUCAUCAGUAGAAGGUGAAAAAAUUGAAAACACUGCAGUACAAGAAGAGGCGAAAGCUGAGGCAGAGCAACAACAGCAAGCAGAACCUGCUGCUGCAGUUGAAGCAGAAAAUGUUGCAGAACAAGAAAAAGAAAACACUGCAACUAAGGAUGAUGAUCAAGCAGUCGAGGAGGCUAAGGAAGCAAUAGAAGAGCUGGAGGUUGAGGAAAAGAAGUCGUCUACUCCUGUCGAGGAGUCCUCGAAGGUGGCACCAGAGCCUGUGGCAGAGGAAAGCAAAAAGGAAAACAAGGAAGCAGAAGUCAAGGAAGCAAAGGAGGAAGCAGCAGUGAAGCAGGAAGACACUGCAGAAGCGAAGAAGCCGGCUGAGAAGACUGAUGAAGUGAAGGCUGGUCCUGCGGCAGCACCUGCAGAACCUGAAGCAGAUGCUGCUGUUGCUGUUAUUGAGGCUGAUACUGCAUGAUUUGGAAAAGAAAAAAAAAACUUCUGUUUUCUGAGAUCAUGUAAUGGAUUUUACCUUUCAUUUUAAUUUGUGUGUGUGUUAAAUUAGAUGAAUAUGUUAAAUUGGUCUGCUAUAUGUAUUAUGUAGUAAUGGUUGUAUUUUCGAUGUGGUCGAAUUAAGCCCAUUUUGGUGAAAUAAGGAUGUAAUGAGCUUUUAUCAGACUCUUGUAUGUUUAUCCAAGAUGGGAAGUAUGAUUCUGGCUCGCUAUUAGAUCAAUGAAAUACGGCGUAUUUUGUUUAA
Molecule: messenger RNA, 1059 nt
Organism: Chenopodium quinoa (quinoa)
Lineage: Eukaryota; Viridiplantae; Streptophyta; Magnoliopsida; Caryophyllales; Amaranthaceae
Product: major latex allergen Hev b 5-like
Exons: 2
Coding region: 136-780 (214 amino acids)
Source: RefSeq, a predicted model, not a curated record